CUUGGAACUGCCCGGCCGCCGCCGCCACCGCUGUCGCCGCCGCCUCAGCUGUGUGGGACCCGCGCCGGUGCGCAGACGAAAGGCUCGCUUUCUUUGCUGAAAGUUCCUUCAGGAAAGCUACCAUCUCCCCAGCCCACCAUGGCAGAUGAGAUUGAUUUCACUACUGGAGAUGCUGGGGCUUCAAGCACAUACCCUAUGCAGUGCUCGGCCCUGCGCAAGAACGGCUUCGUGGUGCUCAAAGGACGACCGUGCAAAAUAGUAGAGAUGUCAACUUCCAAAACUGGAAAGCACGGUCAUGCCAAGGUUCACCUUGUUGGAAUUGAUAUUUUCACGGGCAAGAAAUAUGAAGAUAUUUGCCCUUCUACUCACAACAUGGAUGUUCCAAAUAUUAAGAGAAAUGAUUAUCAACUGAUAUGCAUUCAGGAUGGUUACCUUUCCCUGCUGACAGAAACUGGUGAAGUUCGUGAGGAUCUUAAGCUGCCAGAAGGUGAAUUAGGCAAAGAAAUAGAAGGAAAAUACAAUGCAGGUGAAGAUGUACAGGUGUCUGUCAUGUGUGCAAUGAGUGAAGAGUAUGCUGUAGCCAUAAAGCCCUGCAAAUAAAUGGGAACAUCAGGCAUGAGGAAACUCUUUAGGUCUGGAUCCACUGCAGAUCUCAAGUUUGGUUCUAAGUUGUCACCAAAGCUUUAUAAGCAACCUCAUUUAUUUUUUCAUUGUUUUGAAAUCGUGCUGAGUUAGUUUUGCUGACAGUUGGUAAUUUAAAAAUAUAAUCAAGGUGUAUAAUUCUUUUUUUUAAUUAGUUUAUAGGUAUUUUUCCUAUAACAUUCCUAUGGUUUUUCAGUUUAUAAGUCUAAGAAAGAGACAAGGUAGUUUCAACAGAUGUGAUUUGUCUAAUCAAAUCAUUCCUGAGUUUUAGUUAAAUGAUCAAUAAACCAGGGUUUUAAAUUGAACAAUGUAGCAUCUAGCGGUAUUGAAGUACCACAUUUGAGUUGCUCUGCAUUAAUUUCAGAUCUAAUGUCAUAGAGUAAGUAGAUUAUGGAUUGGAACUAUCACAGUUUCAGCCUAUGUGUGGCAAGCACAAAUCCUUAAACAAAAAUCAUGUUAUCAAAAAGUGUCAGUUAUCUUAGUAGCCAUGUGAAGCACCCUGUAUUACCUCAGUCUUACUGUUCUUUGCCAUAUUGUUGGCUAACUUAAUAUAACGUUAUAUAUGGUGAUUUUCGUACCUGCUGUGGUUGACAGGCAUUAAACGAUUGGGUAACUGUUAGCAAGUCAUACUGUAAAGAAGAUACAAGGGACAGUGGCAAAAUGGGUUGGUUAAAGCUAUAGGUUUUUAUUUGAAGCCUUUGUAAUCAACAUAAAAAUAGAGAAGUUCCUAGAUGUACUUUUGCUUUUAACUUUCUCUCCCUCCCUCUCCCUCCCUCUCCC
Pteronotus mesoamericanus is the source of this 1422-nucleotide messenger RNA. It is a transcript of the gene EIF5A2, whose product is annotated as eukaryotic translation initiation factor 5A2. The record is from RefSeq and is a predicted model, not a curated record. Gene Ontology annotation, biological process: translational elongation; positive regulation of translational termination; positive regulation of translational elongation. The coding region runs from base 139 to 600 and encodes 153 amino acids. NCBI's taxonomy places the organism in Eukaryota, Metazoa, Chordata, Mammalia, Chiroptera, Mormoopidae. The transcript is spliced from 5 exons. Gene Ontology annotation, molecular function: translation elongation factor activity; RNA binding; ribosome binding.